AUGCUUCCCACAACUCCUCCCCGGAGCCGCGUCCCACUACCGGCGCAGGUGAACAUCACCUGGAAUCGCGCGCUCGCCGGCAUGCCCGUUUCUCCUGCUUCGACUCGACAUUCCAAGGACUUUGACCUUCAUCUAUCGGAAGAGCUGUACCCUGAUUACGACUAUCCCAUUCGGAGCCAAGCCAUCGACGAACUCCCCGACUGGGCUCUCGAGGUGAACCCCUCCUUGUGCAGCGACGCGCUCCUAAAUGCCUCUCCCGCGAGCGUCAAGAGACUUGGGGAUCGACUGAUGCUCCCCGAGUAUAAUCUAACCUUCGGGCAAGCCGGCGACAUCAUUGCUUCGGUAGCUGAUAGUACCUCGCCCUUCGGUCAUGUUAAACCGUUCUCGAUUCUGCACGAUGAAGGUCUUGAGGAUGACAGCGAUGACGACGACGUCAGCCUGGAUUUACCCAGGACCACCGUGAUCGACAAGGCCGAAUAUAUCCAGGCAGUGCGCGAGGAAGAUGCUACGCCGAACGAGGACAAGGAGAACGAUGACCUGGAAGGCUCUGACAGCGACGACAUCGAAGAAGAGGAUAACGAAGAAGAUGACGAUGCCUCAGACGAGUACGUUGCGAGCGAAGAUGACGAGGACGAGGACUACCAGCCCUAUCGACCCACGAGACGCAAUGUAUCGCGUCGCGGUCGUCCACCCCAUCGCGCUGUCUACCUGCCUCUUUCGCCGAUCAAAGGUGGCGAGAACUGCGUUGUCCAGUCAGGCAACAAGCGACGAAGGCGCUCCUCCUCGAGCCCCUCUCCAUUCGAUUCCAAGAGGGCGAAGGCUUCGGACGAAGGCAGCGCAACCCACAUUUCCGCUACAAAGGCUGCCAACCGGCUGAAAAAACACUACAAACGCGACAGGGCCCUCCGAAAAAUUGCGCAAGGUCUGCCUCACCGCGAACUACCCGAUGGGCGCGUUCAAUGCCAGGUCACAGACUGCGGAAAGCUGCUGAGCAAGGGAGCAUGGGAGCGACAUGCAAAAACGCAUCUUCGCGGAUUUGUCGCCGCACUUUGCCUCGCCUGCGGGAGGACCUUCACGCGCACCGACCCCCUAUGUCGACACCUCAACACGAAUCAUGGGCAGUGCAUCGAGCAGAACCUUGGGACGGACGAGCAUGCGAAGUCCUGUUGCAAGCCCCUGCACGAGUACAGGUCGAAGAAGGCGGGCUUGGAGCAGGGGCGUGGACUGGACAGGCUGUCAAAGGAUGAGCUCAAGAAGGCAGUCCAAUGCCUCGCUGCCCUCGAGUGAUUGUUAUGGCUUACCGGGGCUGCUGGGCUGUUUCUGGUCGUCGUCAAAGGUUGUAAACGUAUCUGACCGUAUUUCACGUAUUUACACAGAAACCAGUGGUACCAUCAGGGAAAGCGAG
Molecule: messenger RNA, 1405 nt
Organism: Schizophyllum commune H4-8
Lineage: Eukaryota; Fungi; Basidiomycota; Agaricomycetes; Agaricales; Schizophyllaceae
Exons: 2
Coding region: 1-1287 (428 amino acids)
Source: RefSeq, a predicted model, not a curated record